Microthlaspi erraticum is the source of this 837-nucleotide messenger RNA. NCBI's taxonomy places the organism in Eukaryota, Viridiplantae, Streptophyta, Magnoliopsida, Brassicales, Brassicaceae. The record is from the annotation of a GenBank genome assembly.
AUGAGAAAACACUCCGUCGGGUUACAGCGAUCGGCUUCCUUCCUCCUCCUCCUCCUCAUCCUCGCCGUCGGCCAGCUUCAAACGCCGCCGCAUCGCAGUCGAUCAGUCUCCACCGUCUUCCCUUACAUCAAGUUCUCAUCUUCAAAAGAUGGCAUGGCUUGUGGUUACUCUUUCGGUGAUUGUAAAAAGAAGAAUGUGAUGUUCGUUAUCGCACAUCCUGAUGAUGAGUCAAUGUUCUUUUCUCCGACAAUAAACCACUUAAGUUCCAAUGGCUACAAUCUUCACGUAUUAUGCUUGUCCACUGGUAACGCUGAUGGCAUGGGAAGGAUUAGGAGUGAUGAGCUACAUAGGGCUUGUGCAGUGCUUAAGGUUCCGCUUAAACAAUUAAAGAUUCUGGACCAUCCAAAUUUACAGGAUGGUUUUGGGCAAGAAUGGAGCCAAAAUUUGCUUACGAAAAUCAUUGACGAAGAAGUCACUAAUCACAACAUUCACAUGAUCAUAACAUUCGAUGGCUAUGGUGUUUCGGGUCAUUGCAAUCACAGAGAUGUGCAUCAUGGAGUAUUAAAGUUCUUGCAGACUGAUUCAGGAAGAAAUGUCAAAGCUUGGGAACUCGCAAGCCUUACUAUUUUCCGCAAGUACUUAGGACCUAUCGACAUUUGGAUGUCGAUUUUAUCAACCAAGGGAGAUACGAGCAGGGCAGUCAUCAUAAACGAGCAGCCUCUGAAAAGCUUUGAAGCAAUGGCACAACAUUCAAGCCAAUGGGUUUGGUUCCGAAAGCUUUUUGUUUCGUUUUCAAGCUAUACAUACGUGAAUACACUUCAAAGAAUCAAAGCUUGA